Messenger RNA from Drosophila rhopaloa, 1451 nucleotides. RefSeq names its product alpha-ketoglutarate-dependent dioxygenase alkB homolog 6. The coding region runs from base 84 to 773 and encodes 229 amino acids. The record is from RefSeq and is a predicted model, not a curated record. NCBI's taxonomy places the organism in Eukaryota, Metazoa, Arthropoda, Insecta, Diptera, Drosophilidae. The transcript has 2 exons.
CAAAGCCCAACAAAAGUAUUGAUUUGCAAUAACUGUAGGAUUAGCUUAGCGUAGCAUUCCGAUAGAUAAGAGUAGCCGUAGUCAUGGAUUUUACGGGCUUUGAAGUGCGCAAGUGCCCACCGACUGCCAUGUACAUUCCGAACUUUAUCACUUCCGAGGAGGAGCAGCGCAUACUGAGCCACAUCGAGCGGACUCCGAAGCCGCGCUGGUCGCAGUUGCUCAACCGACGGCUGGUCAACUACGGCGGCGUGCCGCAUCCCAACGGGAUGAUUGCCGAGGAGAUUCCCGAGUGGCUGCAGAGCUAUGUAGACAAGGUGAACAACCUUGGGGUGUUCGAGUCGCAGAACGCCAAUCAUGUCCUGGUCAACGAGUAUCUGCCGGGCCAGGGAAUUCUCCCGCACACGGACGGUCCUCUGUUCUACCCCAUCAUCUCGACCAUCUCCUGCGGGGCCCACACUGUGCUGGAGUUUGCCAAGCGGGAGGAUACCUCCCUUGAGGAGGACGCUGGAGCAGAUCAACUUGCCCGCGAGGUUCGCUUCAAGCUGCUCCUUGAGCCGCGGAGCCUGCUCAUCCUGAAGGACACUUUGUACAGCGACUAUCUGCAUGCCAUUGCCGAGACCGGCGAGGAUGUGCUCUGCGACCGCAUCUGCAACUACGAUCUGUGCGAGAACACCUACAAGAUCGGUGAUCACCUGGUGCGUCGAUCCCCACGCAUCUCCCUCACGAUUCGCAACGUGCCCAAGACCAGCAAGAUGAAGCUCAAGUUCUGCUAGGUUCAUUCCGCACAUAGAUGUUGUUUGCCAUUGAUUACAGACAUUACACAGAUGUUGACUAAACGCACGUUAAACGAACCCACUGAAGGGAUCCCUGGGAUCCACGGACUACGAUAACCUGCAACCUGAAUCUUCCGCUAGAUGUUUAAGCACCCGCACUAGCACACUAGCUCACAAGCAAUCAACGUUGGCCCACACAAAAGUGCUUUAUUUAUACCGUUAGCAUUGUGUACAUAUAUAAAAAUGUUUGUAUUACGUAUUACGGAGCAAUAAGUUUGCCUGAUCGGCGAACAGGAUCAAGUUAUAUCCCCCGAGACCGCCUGUCCGCCAGCGGCCUUUAGAUUUAGUUACGCGAGCAAUUGAUGGGAGCAAUCCACGGUCUAGAUUUGUGAAAUAUAUAGUUAACUAUACAGGUAUUCUACAACUGAUAUUGACUAUGAUACGGCUACUGUCUUCUUAGGAAAUCAAAUACAAUUUGAAUGAUUAAGGCAACUCAUAAUCAUGAUCAGUUGAUGGAGUACCUCUUAUAUGUAUGUUGAAUGGAGCGCGCAGCAUACCGAGUACCAUAUUCGUAUGCUCCAUGCUCCGGUCCCCCGCGUCCAAGUGUAUUUUUGUAACCGUUUUUUCCACCGCGCACCGCAGAGCGAAGAGUUGCCAAUAAACGUUACUGUCCACCCA